This is a messenger RNA of Ricinus communis (castor bean), 1240 nucleotides long. Its product is annotated as TVP38/TMEM64 family membrane protein slr0305. The transcript has 2 exons. Gene Ontology annotation, cellular component: membrane. The record is from RefSeq and is a predicted model, not a curated record. Lineage: Eukaryota; Viridiplantae; Streptophyta; Magnoliopsida; Malpighiales; Euphorbiaceae. The coding region runs from base 219 to 1013 and encodes 264 amino acids.
CUUGAAAUCAUUUUAUUAGAAACUGAUUCAACCCGGUUUGCUAUCUCUUAAAUUAGAUAAAAGUUGAGAUUGAGGAGCGACAACAUGAAAGGAGAGAUGGGCCAUAGUAGAAAACCCAUGGUCCACUAAGAGCUUCAUGGAUUGUAAAAACGGUAAUGGUUGCAAAAUAGAGGAAUCGAAUAGGAGACGAGACGAGGGUACGAGCCAAGAAAGACGGGAUGGAGACGAAAUGGUGGAAGGUAGGAGCAAUUCUGGGGAUUGUUGCUAUAGGGAGGGAAUUGAUUAAGCAAACAGGAUGGGACAAAGAAGCUGCACUGAAGGUGUUUGCUGAAUGGUCGGAUGGCUUAGGUAUAUGGGCUAUGCCAAUUUAUGUUGGGAUUCACACUCUCACCUUGGCACUUUGUUUGCCCUACGCUGUUUUCUUUGAGGCUGCCGCUCCUCUUCUUUUCGGAUUCAUGCCUGCAGUCCUUUGCGUCUUUUCCGCCAAGCUCUUAGGGGCUUCCCUCUCUUUCUGGAUCGGCAGGCUAGUUUUCAGGAGUUCAAGUUCAGCCAUGGAGUGGGCACAGAGAAACAAAUAUUUCCAUCUUCUUUCCAAGGGAGUCGAACAAGAUGGUUGGAGAUUUGUCCUUCUUGCACGCUUCUCUCCCAUGCCCUCUUAUGUCAUUAACUAUGCCCUAGCUGCUACAAAAGUUGAGUUUCUAGUGGAUUUUCUGCUUCCUACAAUCAUUGGCUGUCUGCCAAUGAUCUUACAGAACACAUCUAUAGGCAGCCUUGCUGGUGCUGCUGUUGCUUCGACAUCUGGCUCUCAGAAAUCAAAGGUUUGGUCUUACCUUUUUCCAUUACUUGGGAUUAUAUCAAGUAUCCUCAUUUCUAUGAGAAUCAAAAAGUACUCUUCUGAUAUCACAAUGGUUGAAUCCUCUCCUAGCAAUCAUACUACUGACUCUAAUGAUGUUGAUUCAUCAAAAGACCUUUCUGGUAAUACAGGUGGCGAUGGCCUGAAGAAGAGUCGAUGAAAAAAGAAUUUAACUAUACUAGUGCUAACCUUUUCCGGUUGUUUUUUUUUCUUUUACUGACUCCUCAUUAUAGAUAAUGAUAUGCGAUUUUCUGUUUAUUGUGUUUCAAAAAGGCCAUAAGGACAUACUGUGGUUGCAUUAUUUAUGGUGCUUAUUUGCUUUGGAACUAAAUAUUUUGGCUGACAUUCGGGGUUUAAAGUUUGGCCAUCAUUUUGGUCUUUUGGUCC